This is a messenger RNA of Hibiscus syriacus, 2091 nucleotides long. RefSeq names its product heat shock 70 kDa protein BIP2-like. The record is from RefSeq and is a predicted model, not a curated record. Lineage: Eukaryota; Viridiplantae; Streptophyta; Magnoliopsida; Malvales; Malvaceae. Gene Ontology annotation, molecular function: ATP binding; heat shock protein binding; ATP-dependent protein folding chaperone. The coding region runs from base 1 to 2091 and encodes 696 amino acids. The transcript has 6 exons. Gene Ontology annotation, biological process: endoplasmic reticulum unfolded protein response; protein refolding; cellular response to unfolded protein. Gene Ontology annotation, cellular component: cytoplasm; nucleus; endoplasmic reticulum chaperone complex.
AUGCCACCCUCUGGUUUCAUCUUCCUCACUCAAUUAAAAAGAAGAAAAAAAGAGUUAAAAUUUCCUACUAAAUUGCAGAGACUCAAAAGCAACAAUGGCGGCCAAAACCAAGGCGUUUUGGGUUUUUCAUCUGUUUUUCUUAACAUUGUUUUUUAUGAAGAAUUCUUUUUAGGAAUUGCAGUAGCAGCAAGUGAACCGAAGUUAGGAACUGUGAUCGGAAUCGACCUGGGGACAACGUAUUCUUGUGUGGGAGUUUAUAAGAACGGUCACGUAGAGAUUAUAGCCAACGAUCAAGGGAAUCGAAUCACCCCAUCAUGGGUUGCAUUCACUGAUUCAGAGCGUUUGAUCGGAGAAGCCGCCAAGAAUCAAGCGGCUCUCAAUGCAGAAUGCACCAUCUUUGAUGUUAAACGUCUCAUUGGAAGAAAAUUCAAUGAUCCAGAGGUUCAAAGAGACACAAAGUUCUUGCCUUACAAGGUCGUUAACAAAGAUGGUAAGCCAUACAUUCAAGUCAAGGUUAAAGGCGAGACUAAAGUUUUCAGCCCUGAGGAAAUCAGUGCUAUGAUCUUAACAAAAAUGAAGGAAACAGCUGAAGCUUACUUGGGGAAGAAGAUUAAGGAUGCUGUUAUUACUGUUCCUGCAUAUUUCAAUGAUGCACAGAGGCAGGCUACUAAGGAUGCAGGCACCAUUGCCGGGCUGAAUGUGGCUCGGAUCAUCAAUGAGCCUACAGCUGCAGCCAUUGCCUAUGGCUUAGAUAAGAAAGGGGGAGAGAAGAACAUCUUGGUUUAUGAUCUUGGUGGUGGUACAUUUGAUGUUAGUAUCUUAACCAUCGAUAAUGGAGUCUUUGAGGUUCUCUCAACAAGUGGAGACACCCAUUUGGGAGGGGAAGAUUUUGAUCAUAGAGUGAUGGACUAUUUCAUCAAGCUGAUCAAGAAGAAAUAUAACAAAGAUAUUAGCAAAGAUAACAAGGCUUUAGGGAAGCUUCGUCGGGAAUGUGAACGAGCCAAGAGAGCUUUGAGUAGCCAACAUCAAGUUAGAGUCGAGAUCGAGUCGUUGUUUGAUGGGGUUGAUUUCUCUGAGCCAUUGACAAGGGCAAGAUUUGAAGAGUUGAACAUGGACUUGUUUAAGAAAACUUUAGGACCGGUGAAGAAGGCAUUGGAUGAUGCAAAUUUGAAGAAGUCUGAUAUUAAUGAAAUUGUGCUUGUUGGAGGCAGUACUCGGAUCCCCAAGGUCCAACAGGUAUUGAAGGACUUGUUCGAUGGCAAAGAGCCCAACAAGGGCAUCAAUCCAGAUGAGGCGGUAGCCUAUGGUGCGGCGGUUCAGGGUGGAAUUUUAAGCGGUCAAGGUGGCGAAGAAACCAAGGACAUUCUUCUUCUUGAUGUUGCUCCUUUGAGUCUUGGCAUUGAAACAGUUGGUGGUGUUAUGACUAAGUUGAUCCCAAGGAACACCGUCAUCCCAGUUAAAAAAUCUCAGACUUUCACCACAUAUCAAGACCAGCAAUCCACAGUUUCCAUCAAGGUUUAUGAAGGAGAAAGAAGCUUAACGAAUGAUUGUCGCGAACUCGGAAGAUUCGAUUUGACGGGUAUUCCACCGGCUCCAAGGGGAGUUCCACAAAUUGAAGUCACAUUUGAGGUUGAUGCCAAUGGCAUCCUCCAUGUAACAGCAGAGGACAAAGCGGCAAAGAAUUCACAAUCGAUCACGAUAACGAACGAGAAGGGGCGUCUCAGUCAGGAAGAGAUCGAAAGGAUGGUGAAGGAAGCCGAGGAAUUCGCAGAAGAGGACAGGAAAGUAAGGGAAAAGAUCGAUUCCAGGAACAAGCUUGAGACAUACAUAUACAACAUGAGGAGCAGCAUUGAUGACAUGGACAAGCUUGCAGACAAGAUCGAUUCCGAAGACAAAGAGAAGAUUGAAAACACCUUGAAAGAAGCUCUGGAAUGGUUAGAUGAUAAUCAAAACGGAGAGAAAGAAGAUUUCGAUGAGAAGCUUAAAGAGGUUGAAGCAGUGUGUAAUCCAAUCAUAAAACAAGUUUAUGGAAAAAGUGGUGGAAGUUCAAGUGGAUCAGCAGACGAUGAGGAACCUACUGAUGAAUUGUAA